GCGUAAAAAUAUUACCGCGGAUAUUUUUGAUUGUUAGUUCUUCCAGAGCAAGUUCAGUUUGUAAAGUGUUCAAUUCUAAUUGUUAACAAAAUAUAAGAGAUCUUAAAAACUUAAUCUACAGAUUAAUAUAUAUAUUAAAUAUAUCGAUUUAAUAUACAUUAAAAAUAACAAUGUCAAUUCCACCAAACGCAAGACCACGUUUUCGUAUUACUUCACCUCAACUAAUUGGAAAAAUUGGUAUUCGUCCGGUCAUGACCUUUACGGGUCCCAGGAUGUCUUUUCGACCAAGAAUACCACCUUCUGUUAAUGUAUUUAGACCAUUAUUGAUUGCUGACACCUUUAAGCCACGCGGCGGUUCAAUUUCUGUUCGUCCGAGGGCAAUAUUAGCAUCGCCCCAGGCUGCAAAACCUGAUUCUAAUGCUACUGAUGUGUCAUCAUUUUCGUCAACUUCAAGUUCAUCGUCUAGUUGCACUCAAAUUGAAGACUCCAUAGCUAAUUUUGGUGUUGCUGCUGCUAAGCCGAAAGGCGAAGGGCACGGAGAACGUGGUGGACGUAAUCGUGGUGGAGCGCAUGCACCAUUGUUGGAUUCCUUGUUUACACGGCCACAAACUUGUGUUUCCAAAAUGGGUGAAACUGGACGCCAUGUCACUCUCGAUACGAACUAUUUCAAGAUCUUAAAGAAACCCGAAUGGAACAUUUAUCAAUAUAGAGUAGAUUUUGUACCGGAAAUAGAUAUGAGCUUUGUUCGUCGUACAUUAAUUGCCCAACAGAAGGCAAAAUUUGGUGGAUAUAUAUUUGAUGGGACAAUGCUUUUUACUACUAAUGAUUUAAGAGGUACUAAAAAGGGGCAUGAAUUCCAUUUAACGUCUGAGUAUCAUGAUGGAAAGACGGUGCUUAUUAAUUUUAAAAAUGUUGGAAUUGUGGAUCCAAAUGAGGCUCAACUGUUCCAAGUAUUGAAUUUAAUCUUACGUCAAUCAAUGGUUGGACUAGACUUACAAAGGAUAGCCCAUAAUUUUUUUGAUCCUUAUGCUAAGAUGAACAUUGACCCGUGUCAUAUAGAAAUCUGGCCGGGUUAUAUUACAUCCAUUCGUCAACAUGAGCGCGAUAUUCUUCUCUGCGCUGAGAUUACACACAAAAUAAUGCGCAUCGAAAGUCUUUACAGCAUACUUCGUCAACUAACGGUCGAAACUAAAGACUAUCAAAAAGCUUUUAAGACUGAAGUCAUUGGCUCUAUUGUGCUAACUGAUUAUAACAAUAAAACUUAUCGUAUAACUGACGUUGAUUUUGCGAGUUCUCCUCUAUCGACAUUUUCAUUGAAAGAUACGAAAGUUUCAUUUGCUGAAUAUUUUAAAUCGCGUUAUAAUCUAAUCGUCACCGACUCCAGUCAACCAAUGUUAAUAUCGAAACCAACCAAUAAGCAUAUACGUGGCGGUCAAGAAGAAUUUAUCUCAUUGAUUCCAGAGUUCACGCGUGCAACUGGUAUAACUGAUCAUAUGAGAACAAACGUUCGUUUCAUGAAAUCGAUGAGCGAUCAUACUCGGCUUAAUCCGGAAAGGAGACUAGAGCGCUUAAGAAAUUUCAACGAACGUCUCAAUUCUUCUGCUAAAAGUACACAGGUUCUUCAAGAGUGGAAUAUGAAAUUGGAUAAGGAUUUACUUAAAAUUCCAGCACGUAUUUUACCCUGUGAAAAAAUCUUACUAGGUCGUGGUGUUCGAUAUAUAUGUGAUGGGAAAGCUAACUGGACCCGUGAGUUCCGAAACUGUUCAAUGUUUUGUAAUGCCAAAAUAAGUCGUUGGCAAGUAAUCCUUCCAUCGCGUUAUUGUCGUGAAACUCAAUCGUUUGUUCAAAUGUGUAUCAAGGUAGCAAAAAAUAUGAGUUUGGUAUUGGUCCCACCAAAAUACAUUGAAAUGGAUGACGAUCGUAAUAAGUCUUAUACAACCGCAGUUGAAAUGGCAUCAUCAGAGGAUCCUCAAAUUUUAAUGAUUGUUAUUCAACAACCCAACGAGGAAAAGUACUCUGUCAUUAAAAAGAAGUGUUGCAUCGAUCGUCCCAUAGCUUCACAAGUUGUGACUAUGAAAAUGAUAGCACCUACUUCAGGAAAAAGUGCAGGUUUGAUGUCAAUCGCUACUAAAGUUGUCAUACAAAUGAACGCCAAACUUCGUGGUAUUCCUUGGAUGAUUGAUCUACCUCUCAAGGGUCUAAUGACAGUUGGAUUUGAUGUUUGUCAUUCUUCCAAGGAUAAGAAUACCUCUUAUAGCGCCCUUGUUGCCACAAUGGAUGUGCGCUGUUCAUCAAGAUAUUUUUCGGCUGUUAGUAAGCACCAAAAAUUUCAAGAGCUGUCCAAUGAUAUUAUACUGCAUUUCACAUUCGCUUUGAGAGCAUAUGCUAAAGAACACGGAACUUUACCUGAAAGAAUUCUGUUUUAUAGAGAUGGUGUCGGCGAUGGUCAACUGCAUCAAGUAGUAAAUACUGAGCUUAACCAUUUACGAAUCAAGGCACAAGAAAUCUAUGAAGCGGCUGGAAAACAUGAAAUUGUACCACGUUUCGCUUUCAUAGUUGUUUCCAAACGUUUAAAUACUCGGCUGUUCAUUAAUAAUUGUAAUCCACCACCAGGAACAGUUGUAGAUGAUAUUAUAACAUUGCCGGAACGUUAUGAUUUCUUCAUAGUUUCACAAAGUGUACGCCAGGGAACGGUUUCUCCAACGAGUUAUAAUGUAAUUUACGAUACCAUGGGUCUCACUCCAGAUCGUAUACAAAUGCUUACUUACAAAAUGACCCACAUGUACUAUAAUUACACAGGUACCUGUCGUGUCCCGGCUGUUUGUCAGUAUGCACAUAAGUUGGCUUAUUUAGUUGCUGAAAGCAUACAUUGUCCACCCUCUCAAUUGCAUGAAAAAAAUUUAUACUUUUUGUAAAAGUUAAUAUUAAUA
Molecule: messenger RNA, 2930 nt
Organism: Teleopsis dalmanni
Lineage: Eukaryota; Metazoa; Arthropoda; Insecta; Diptera; Diopsidae
Product: protein aubergine-like
Exons: 14
Coding region: 171-2915 (914 amino acids)
Biological process (GO): regulatory ncRNA-mediated gene silencing
Cellular component (GO): P granule
Molecular function (GO): protein binding; piRNA binding
Source: RefSeq, a predicted model, not a curated record